Messenger RNA from Sphaeroforma arctica JP610, 1138 nucleotides. RefSeq lists its product as hypothetical. The annotation marks the transcript as partial. The transcript is spliced from 3 exons. NCBI's taxonomy places the organism in Eukaryota, Ichthyosporea, Ichthyophonida. The record is from RefSeq and is a predicted model, not a curated record.
GAAGUGUACAUUAGCGACGUUCUCUACAGGAUAGUGAAGUAUAAAGAACCGAAUUGUAACAACCUUGGUUUCAGUUAUCAUGACCUGGUCGAGUACACGAGGGGUACUAGCGGACCUUAUCAAAGAUGUAACCUGCAAGAUCUGCGGCGAACUCGAGCGUAAUUCACACACCCACCCCGGAUGCGACCAUCACUUCUGCCACGAUUGCAUCAAUCGGUACAUGCGCAUUCACUACGAAUGUCCCGAGUGCAAUCAGCCGUCAUUCCACGGUUGUGCAGAUCCAAAUGAACCUGUGAAUGAUAUUGUAUCCACAAUAAGUACCUUCCGGGCGUUGAUAGAUCAUACAUAUACAAGUCGCGAAUCAUUGCCAUCGUUGUCGAAAGCUACUGAAAACAACAAUGCGAAGUAUACAAGACGUACGACACAAGGCAAUGUAUUCAAAUCACCAUCUAAAGUCCUAGGUGCUAUGCAAAUUAGAGAGGAACCUGGAUCUCCGGUAGUCUUUGCCUCUAGCACAACUCAGCGCCCACGAAGUAAUUCAGAGCUCAAAAGUGCAGCUCAGUUAAACCAGGCAGGCAGGCAGGCAGCCCCAGGAUCGAGUUUACUGAUCGACACGUCUGUACCCACACACACAGACGGAGAUAGAGAUACACAUAUACAAGUCGAUGAAAAUGCAUAUGUGAAGCCAUGUGAUAUCCCCAAAACAGUACGAUACGCAGAUGCGGGUGGUGAAGAAAUAAAUAGAGGCCACGAUUUGAAUAAGGUUUCAAAGAUUACGGACGAGAGUAAACCGCAAAUAAUCAUAAAUCAUGAACAAGACACUUCAAGGGAAGGUGAUAGCAAGGACGAACUUGGGAAGGGUAUAUCAGAGAACGCGCAAAAAACUAUUGAUAGGGUCACGACACUCGAUAGCACGGGGCAAGUAGUAGCAAGACCACAAAGUGACAUCAUGAACGAAAUAGGCCCAGCUAAUACUGGGAAACGAAAGGCAGAUGAAAUGGCGAAUGACGCACAGAGGAGACACUCCUACUCAGUGACUGAUCAUGUUCCGGAAGCACAGCAAAUGGUCGCCCAACGGCGGCUAAAAAGAAGUCGGGAGUCAUAUCCGCCUGGUAGGAAAAAACUCUCGUCACAUGAG